GGCAAAGGUAAAAAAUCUUUCUCGAACUCGAUGUACAGCUUUCAGUUUUUUUGUCCGUUUUACUGUUGCUAGAACACGCGAUGCUGUGCAUUUAGACCAUCCAAAUUCAUUUUUAGUGCUGUUUGAAGACUUUUAAAGCCCGUUUCUCUCUCUAAAAAGUUUAUCUUUGUUCUUGAUUGUCCUAAUCUAUCGAGGGGUUCACUGUUGUCACACGCUGAAAGUGUCAAUUUUUCCAGAUACAGACUGCUGAAGCUGUAAUAGAAGCCACAACUUGGCUUAUUACAUUGAAUUUCAAUAGCUGUCACCAGUUAGCUUCACAAUAUGGACCAGCAAAAAUCUGUCCAUGAGGUUGUUAAUUACGAAAAACAGAUGCUCACAUUGAUGUAUUCCAAAGGCAUUUGGAAUUGGGACAAUGAUGUUCUUGAGCUUUACCGGAAAAUCCGCACCAUAUACGAAAAUGCUCUGUUGGACAUGAAUCAGUUGAUCGAGCAUCAAGUAACUGAGUACCACUUGUGGAGGCUUCAUUAUCAGCUCAUAGACGAAUUCCGUAAAAAAAUUAGAAAACGAUCCAAUAAUGCAGAAACUGUGAAAAAGGACAAUUUACCAAAAAGUAUCGAUUCAGAGAGAAACAUUGAUAAGGAGGGGUUGAAAGGAUUUGUGGCAUUUGUAUCUGAGGCAAAUGAAUUUUAUCAAAAGCUGAUUAUAAAAUUUUGGAAUAGUCGUGGGCUCAUGGGAGAGGUUUUCCUAAACAAUGAGGACCGUGUUGCAAUUUCUGCUGAGCCACAAAAGGCAUAUGCUUGUGAAUACACGUGCCACCGAUUAUUGAUUUGUCUCGGGGACCUUGCUAGAUAUGGUGAGAUAGUCAAGAGAUCAGAAGCCUGUGAUUGGUCAAUUGCGGCUAAGUAUUAUUUUGAGUCAACCAGAACUUGUCCAGAUAGUGGAAAUCCCCAUAAUCAGUUGGCUUUACUGGCAACAUAUGUUGGUGAUUCUUUUCUUGCAUUAUACCAUUGUGUAAGAAGCUUGGCGCUCAAGGAGCCUUUUCCCGAUGCCUGGAGAAAUAUUAUGCUACUUUUCGAAGAGAACAGGUCAACCGAGUUGCGAUUAAUUUCCAGCCAGAUGAAGCUCGACUUUUUAAACCCUUCCAAGAAAAUUUAUUCUUCAAAGACGUUCCAUGAAGAGAAUAACUGUGCACGUGACAAUACAUCAGAAAACACGGAGAAGAAAUUUUCCGGAAAUCCCAAAUUAUGGCCCCUUCUUGUCAGAACUAUAAGCUUCCUUCUAGUCAGAUCUAGUUUGGACGACUUUCCGUGCACUCUUGCUUCUGCCUUGCACAGCUUAGAAGCUUUAUUGAUAGCAAAUAAAUCAAAACUCACCAUAUCUUUGGAGUCGUACCAAAGCCUAGACUCUUCCAGGAAAGGCCCUUAUCGCGCUAUUCAACUAGUCGCCAUAUUCAUCUUCGUUGCCUAUAGCCUGACCGAAAGCCCAGAAAGAGACGAGUCAAAGUCAACCGAAAAACGUGAAGAAAAACACUCGGAACUUAAAUCACUAGCAUUUUCUGCUAUGUUCAUUUGCAUGGGCCGGUUUACUGAGAGAUGCAUGGAAAAAAGCAGUCGUGUGGAGAGUUGCCCACUUCUACCGGCCGUGCUUGUAUUCAUAGAGUGGUUAGUGGGUUCACUUGGCAAUAUCAAAACUUAUUACAAUGCCGACAAAAGGGUUGCAAAUGCUUUGUCUUACUUUCUCAACACUUUGGCCGACCUUUUAGACCGAGUCGAACAAAUUGAAGACAAACCCUUUACGGAUAACACUGCACUAUGGGAGGAUCACGAGCUAAGGGGUUUUUACCCGUUAUCACACGUUCAUCAGACACUGAAUUUCGAAACUCGCUAUGAUUGUGCGGAGAUAUCCAUAUUUAGAAACGAAUGCAGGCUGCAUCGCCUGUUUACUGCUACCAAAAAAAUAAGCGAUGUCCACCGAAAUUCCGAGCUAUCCAAUUCUUUGAAUUCGGCGGGAAAAUCGUCGGCCCAAUCCUCUCACGAAUCUACUAUGGGCCUAGAAGCCCAAACCGUGACUCAUGAAGACGAGGAAGUCAUCCUUUUCAAGCCCAUCACGAGACGCAACUCGGCGCCCGUCUCAACCGACGAAUGGUUGAGAGGCGCCACGUCACUAUCCGCCGCAGGUCAGGACGCCGAAAAUGCCGGCGGCUCGUUUAGCUUCCACUCCACACCCAAUCCCACCGGACACAACGAGCAUCAUCGUGUGGGACCCCCGUCGUUGAGCGCGUGGAACAUCGAGCGGGAGAGCGGGCCCCACGGUUCAAACAACCGGAAGCUUCUAAGCCCGAUAGUAGAAGAAACCGUAUCGACAUCCCUUGGCGAACUCUCGAUCCGCGAAAGCAAGGGCCCGAAACUGACGACGACGGGGGAAAAUUCGACCAUAAUUCACGAGCCGCCUCUUCGAGCCACGCCGGUGCCCUCGGCCCCUCUGCUACCGGACAAUGCCACCUGGCUGAGGGCAAAUCCGUCUUUUUUGCCCGAGGUGGACGGUAUUCUUGGCGCGGGACCCGCUGCACGGCCUCCAUUCCUCGGCAUGAGUUCUUCCGAGUGGCUGUAUCACUAUAGGAACAGCUGUCAGAACGCGGUUCAUUUAAACGUGCCCUCGUUUGUGGAUUUGGGCCCGAACGAGCGUUUGGGCUUUGAAAUGUAUGAUCAGUGGGGAAACCAGUUUGUGUCGGGCCCGAUGAUGUACGUGGGGAGGCCCGGCCCACAGCUGUCGUAUGGGGCCGAGGGGGAAAAGAGGGAUCAGUAUUUGCUUGGGUACCAAAGGCCGUUUCCUUAUUUGCAGUACCUGAAAGAGAGAGAGAGGCAGUUGCAGCCCGGCCCGCAUAUGAUGGGCCCGACUUUUAUGGGAAACUGAGCUCGUGAUGAGUUGUGUCAAUGUACACCAUUAAUUGGCUAGUAUUUGUUUUCAUUGUUAUAAUGGUUUUCAUCGUGUGAUAUGUUGUUUGUGAGUUGCUUUCGCGGGUCUGAUGUUAAAGUGAAAUACGAACAUGAUAUGGUUGAGAUAAGUUCCUUAUCAUGUCUAACUUCAGAACAGAAUAGCCACCACUAUACUAUUUUACUUUACCAUAGUGCACAAGUAAAUGGAUUAACAUUCAUCCUGUGUUAAUAUGAUAACCAGACAUGGUUCAUUAGGUCUGAAGUUGGAUUUGUUGACAAUUUCAAAUGUCGCUGGUUAUGUGAUCAUGUGGUAAAAUUGUUAUUCAUUUUCAUUAGGCAAUAUUUAUGCAUUGUAUGCAUAUCUUUUCGCAAA
This is a messenger RNA of Striga asiatica, 3309 nucleotides long. The record is from the annotation of a GenBank genome assembly. NCBI's taxonomy places the organism in Eukaryota, Viridiplantae, Streptophyta, Magnoliopsida, Lamiales, Orobanchaceae.